Psylliodes chrysocephalus is the source of this 1358-nucleotide messenger RNA. The record is from the annotation of a GenBank genome assembly. Lineage: Eukaryota; Metazoa; Arthropoda; Insecta; Coleoptera; Chrysomelidae.
CUAUUUUCCUACGAUGACUUUUCAAUCAUAGUCACUGACCUAAUCUGACAUGUACUAAAAUUAGACAUUUAAAUAUUUUAUCAAAUUAUGUCAUAGAGAAUCAAAAUUUUCGAAUAAUGUAACAUUUAAUUAAUUAAAAAGCUCAAUCUUAAAAAAUGUUAAAGUAAGUUCGUUAUCAAAAUGCCUUCCAAAAUUUGUAAAAUAAAUCCCAAAGAUCAAAAAUCUUUGACGAAGAGGGAACCGUCUGAAAAUGUUCUUCCCAAGCAUCCGAAAACUAUGCAUACCAAAAUGGCCGAUAAUAUAUUAACUCUGAAGAAUCAAAACGUAUUGACUCCACAACUAAAUAACAUUGAUGACCUUAUCCAAAAAGUACAAUCCACACCUAUACUGAUUACUUUGUAUCUGGAAUUUAAGAAAAUCGUAUCGAAUUACGACGACGAAGUUAGAAAAAAAUUAACCCCGCUCAUGGUAAACGUUCUAGAAUGUAUAAACACAGCCUAUCAAGUAAAUAAAGAUUAUAAUUUUAAAUUUCAAUUACUUGAAGCAGACAACAAGCAAAUCGAAGAAGAGUACAUAAAGAUUAAGAGGCUGAAAAACAUUACAGAACAAAAAUUUUCGUCUUAUAAAGAAGUAAGUGAAAAGGAACGCAAAGAUUUGGCUUGCCGUUUGGAAGGUUUUCAAAAUAAAGCUCGCCUGUUCGAGCUACGACAUACGAAUAUCAUGGAAUAUGCGCGCCUGAUAGAGGAACAAGAAAGGCAGAUUAGGAGAGAGUACGACCAAAUUCAAAUAAAAUAUGCAAAUUUAUUUAGAGCUUACGUAAUACAUACAGAAAAAAUACAAUUACCCGAACUCUUAGACAAAGAUUUCAAACUCAUAAAAGAAGUGUUUGCUAGAAAAGCUGACGGACUACCAAUUCCCAUGCCCAUUGGCGACGUUGGUGAGCGGCAAGACCUGAUAAACCGCGAAAAAGAUUACGGAGACUUAUGGUUCAGUUUGGAAGAUAAAUCUACUAUAAUCACGAAAGAAUCGCCCAGUUUUUUAAUUUCCAAACUGAAAAAACACAUUGCCGAUCUACAAAAUGAAUUAAGAAUAUGCAAAAGAGCUAACAAAAACGAUAAAGUUGAAGCCGAAGACGUUAGGCCUAUCUUAAAAUCAAAAAGGGUUUACACAAAAGCAGAUAUGGCAAAGCAUUUCUUAAUAAAGAACCGAUUUUACAUAGGUUUACAAGAACCCUUACAAUGGUCUCAAAUUUUGAAUCCAUCGCAAUGGAUUGUAAAUAAUUUUGCGUAUCAUAUCUUGGUUUUACCUGAAAAACUAUGGCAACAAUAAUUAAUAGAUCUAUCUGUAUUUAUAUACAG